AUGACAUUAUUCUCCAAGCUCACCAAAAGUCAAGAGGAGCGUCCCCUUCAACCAGAGAGUCCGCCUAUCAAAUACAAAUUAGCAAUGCCGUACAUCGAGCCAAUCAAACGGAUGAGAUGGCAAGAUGCUUACGGGCAUGAGUGUCGAAUCUUCAAACAUGAACUCUCAGAAUUAUCGCGCACCCUGAGAUAUGACCCAAAACAACUCGGAUUCGAUCGCAUCGAUAUUGUCUGCAAACGACUGAUGGCCCUCUCCUUCCAGAUACAGCGAGUUCUAGAAGCCGCAAAUGGCAUGUUUGAAGAAAAUGCGGACAGUAAUUAUGUCCGGCGGGCACCGCCUGGAUGGUUCGUUGACAGAGUUGAGGAUGCCGAGAUUGAGAUCCAGUGUUCUAUAUUGGAAUAUAAUUUAUGUAAGAAGGCAGAGCAACUUCGAGAGGAUCAUUCCAUGGACCUGAUGGUAGCUGCGUAUCUUGAGACGAUGAUGGAAGAUUUCGAGAAGGACUUUGGUGUUUAA
Molecule: messenger RNA, 513 nt
Organism: Penicillium arizonense
Lineage: Eukaryota; Fungi; Ascomycota; Eurotiomycetes; Eurotiales; Aspergillaceae
Exons: 1
Coding region: 1-513 (170 amino acids)
Source: RefSeq, a predicted model, not a curated record